UUUACACCUUUAUCGAUCUUCAAAACAUCAGAUUCCUGCAUUAGAAGUUUGUCCAUGCUACCUAAAAUAAAGUUUUACCUCAGCUUAACGUGGUAGGCUACAGCCAGAACCCGGAGUGGAUCCGGUGCGUAGUGAUUACAGAACGCUUACAGUGAAGAGAGGAACGUGUUUUGGCUCCACUCCAGGCUUUGAUCACAUCCCACUUAACAAGGUCGUCUUAAUGAAAGUGAAUUUAAUAAUUUUCCAGUUGACUGAAAUCCGUCUAGCGACUAAAAACUUUAAUUUGUGAACAUGGUUACACUUUUACCACAUUAAAACCAUGGUUAAUUUUACCAUAAUGCGUUAUUAAUUGUUCAAUUCAUUAAAAUACAUUGCAGUUCAAUUGUGUAUGCAGUGUUUGAAUCAACAGUGAAUAUCUACAUAUAUUUUAAUAUUUGGUGCAGAUCAUUACACUGUUUAUCUUAUAUCGUGUACACCCUCACUCACUGUACACCCUAAAUCUGCCUCUAGAUCUGUAAAGCAGUGAUCGUCUUCUGUCUCCAGUACAGCAGGAGGCGCUGCAGCUCUUUAGUCCGCAGAUAAACUCACUAAAGAAAGAAGGGAAGAGCGAGGAGGAUGUUGAAUUGCAUAUCAAAUUAGCUAAAUCAGAAGGUAAGAGUAUAGUUUGGAGUGAAACGAUGGAGAAAUGGCAGCAGCAAUGGAGUAAUGAAAUAAAGGGAAGACAUUGUUGUUCCAUACAAAGUAGUGUAGGUGGCAUUAGAGGUAAGGGGAGAAACAGGAAAGAGCAAGUCAUUUUAAGUAGAUUAAGAUUGGGACAUAGCAACCUAAAUAGCACUCUUCAUAUUAUAGGAAAGCAUCCAACAGGUUUGUGUGAUUAUUGUCAGGAAAAGGAGACUGUGGAGCAUAUCCUUAUAUCAUGUGGGAAAUAUAAUCAGGAAAGGCAAGAAGUGAUGGCACAGCUACAGAGUAUUGAGCAAAUAGAUGUAAGUGUUAAAAAUAUCUUAUAUUUAGCGGGAAAGGGACAAGGAGCAAGUUAUUUUUUUGACUAUUUAAAAGAAACUGGACUGGAUAAGAGAAUAUAGGAGGAGACAAAUAUGAGCAGAAGAUGGCAGUAGUGCAACAAACUGGAUGCAAGCUGCCGCUAAACACCAAAGAAGAAGAAGAAGGGAAGAGCGCGCGUGUGAUGUGUUUGUGUAUCCUCUGUGUUUUUCUCUCUUGCGUGUUUCAUUGAGUGUAAACAGAGUCUUGUCUCUGUGUAUUUAAGUGUUGAGACGUUGAUGUUGAGAUGUGCUGUGAAUGAGUAGGAAGUGAUAUGUCCAUGCUGGAUGUAUUGAUGAUUUCAUCACAGAAAUCUCUCAGCUGAAGAAAGAGGUGGCGUUACUGGAGACAAAGCUGACGUUAAGAGGAGAUUUAGCAAUGAAACAAGAGGAUGUGGAUUGUUGUGAAUCUUCAGUGUAUGUGACUGAUGAUGGGAGUCUGGAUUCAGUGUGGAUGAGCAGAGAUCAGAGCCGCACACCACAGCCACUGCUGGACUCUAAACUCUCUGAAGAGAAAUCCAGACACACACAGGACUCCGAGCUCAGUCUGACUUUACUCUGUUAUACUGAGUCAAAGCCCACAGACACUCAGGACACUACAGUGUGUGACAGUAAACAGAGCUUACAGGAAGAUCAAACCUCCACAGAGUCUCUGGAUUCUGUCUGUAACGCUGGAGAACAGCAGCAGAUCCUGCAGACCAAACUGAAGAUGUGUUCAGUUAAAAUCAUCGACUGCACGAACCUCAUGAUGAAGAUUAAAACUGAACCCACAGAAAUCAAAACUGAACCCACAGAAAUCAAAACUGAACCCACAGAAAUCAAAACUGAACCCACAGAAAUCAAAACUGAACCCACAGAAAUCAAAACUGAACCCACAGAAAUCAAAACUGAACCCACAGUAGAGGAAGAUCCCACUGAGGAAGAUGAUGAUUUUAUUCCAUCAGAUGUGAAGAGGGAUUCAUGUUUGGAUAUAGAAAUAACGUCCUCAACAUCAAAAGAGCGACUGACAGCACAAACUCUUUCCUGCAUCACCUGUGGAAAGACAUUCAGCUCACAGAGACAUUUAGAGAGACAUGAGAGAAAACACACAGAACAGAAACUCUUCACCAGAUCUGAGAUCAGCUUUACUACCUUACAAGAGAAGAAACUUCAUUCAGAAGACCACAGAGAGAAGAAGAAGAAGAAGCAGCAGUUUCACUGUGAGCAGUGUGGGACGAUUUGUGUCUCUUCCUCUGAUCUAAAUGUUCACAUGAGGACACACAGUGAUGAAAAGCCUUUCAACUGCACUGAAUGUGGAAAAUACUUCAGAACCAAAGACAAUCUUCAAGUUCAUCAGAGAAUUCAUACAGGAGAAAAACCUUACGAGUGUCCUCACUGUGAGAAGAGAUUUAGGCAUAAAUGUGGUUUGAAGAGACAUGUGCUUUUACACACCAAUGAGAGACCGUAUCAGUGCAGUGAAUGUGACAAAACCUUUAGGGAUUCAUGUUCAUUAAAAUCACACCAGAAUAUUCACAUUAAAGAGAAACUCUAUCAGUGUUUACACUAUGAUAAACGUUACAGUCAUAAAUAUCAGCAGAUUGUCCAUGAGAGAGUUCACACUGGAGAAAAACCUCAUUACUGUAGUCUCUGUGGGAAGAGUUUUAGUCAACAUGAAAGUUUAGUGACACACCUGAGCGCUCAUACAGAUAAAAAACUUUUCAAAUGCUCUCAGUGUGACAAGAUGUUUACUUAUUCAUGUAACUUAAAAGUCCAUCAGAGAGUUCAUACUGGAGAGAAACCUUACGUCUGCGCUCACUGUGGAAAGAGCUUCUAUGAUUCAUCUCAUUUAAGAGUUCAUCAGAGAAUUCACACUGGAGAGAAACCUUAUCACUGUAGUGUCUGUGGGAAGAGUUUUAGACAAGUGUCUGCAUUACUAAAUCACAAGAGUAGACACACAGGUGAAAAAACUUACAAAUGCUCUCAGUGUGACAUGACAUUUCAAUAUUCAGGUCACUUGAAAGCCCAUCAGAGAGUUCACACAGGUGGGAAACUUAACAUCUGCUCUCACUGUGGAAAGAGCUUCACUAAUUUAUCUAAUUUAAGAAUUCAUCAGAGAGUUCAUACUGGAGAGAAACCUUAUCACUGUAGUGUCUGUGGGAAGAGUUUUAGUCAAGGGUCUUCAUUACUAAAUCACAAGAGACUUCAUACAGGUGAAAAACCUUACAAAUGCUCUCAGUGUGACAAGACGUUUGCUCAGUCAGGUUCCUUAAAAUCCCAUCAGAGAGUUCAUAUGGGAAAAAAAAUCUUAAGGGUGACAGAGAAUGAAAAAUCAUUUUUACCUUGUGUUAAUUGAAUAAACAGUAAUUACCUGCAUUUACGAACAUAGGAAGAGUGCUAGACAAUCUGAAAAUCUCUGUUUCAUAGAAAUUCCUACUCUAGAAAUAUCUGCCAAAAAAUGACCCAAUCUGAACAAUGGAUACAUGUUACGUAAAAUGGAUCUCACUGCUCCCCCACUCUCAUUAUUUCCCCCCUCCCUUCAAAAUAAUUUUGUACAAUUUUUUUCUGUCCUUGUUCUGAAGACUGUGAAGUUUACAUUCUUUUGAGUGGCAGCAAAGGCAGCCAAUCAGCAUCAAGUGCUUGCAUUUCAUAAUAAGGUUGCCAGUUAAGCCAGAAGGGAAGCCAAACAGGUGCAAAACCACACAUUUAAAAUCCUCCGCCAUAAUAUAGCUAUCUGACAGAUAGGAAGCUUACCCAAACAAAAUGUUGUUGUCUACAUGUCACAUCACAGAACAAGAAUAAAUACCCCAUUCAAUCAUUCUAUGUCAACUUUGAAAGGAAUGAUUUAGAUAAUUUACUCAGCCCCAUGUCAUCCAAAAUGUUGAUGUCUUUCUUUGUUCUGUAGAGAAGAAAAAAGGUUUUUCAGAAAAACAUUGCAGGAUUUUUCUCAUUUUAAUAGACAUUAUUGGACCCCAACUGUUUACAGUUUCAACGCAGUUUCAAAGCUGGUGGCUUUGUAGUAUUUACCACAGGACUUUGUUGUCACGUAUGUAAUAUUACUGCAGUAUUCCUGUAAUAUUCUUGUGGUAUUACUUUCAUAUUUCUGUUGUAUUUCAUCUUUUACCCUGUCUGUCAAUAAAUGUAAGUAAAAUACAAGA
Paramisgurnus dabryanus is the source of this 4171-nucleotide messenger RNA. The record is from RefSeq and is a predicted model, not a curated record. NCBI's taxonomy places the organism in Eukaryota, Metazoa, Chordata, Actinopteri, Cypriniformes, Cobitidae.